This is a messenger RNA of Mauremys mutica (yellowpond turtle), 1415 nucleotides long. Its product is annotated as protein PTHB1-like. Gene Ontology annotation, cellular component: BBSome; membrane. The record is from RefSeq and is a predicted model, not a curated record. The coding region runs from base 1 to 1002 and encodes 333 amino acids. Lineage: Eukaryota; Metazoa; Chordata; Testudines; Geoemydidae. The transcript has 7 exons. Gene Ontology annotation, biological process: cilium assembly.
AUGGAUGCAGCCGACUCAGCAGCCAGGACUCUGGCCUCGGGUGUUGCCAUGAGGCACAUCUCAUGGCUUCAGGCUUCAAGCCUCCCACCGGAGCUGCAGUAUACCAUCCAGGACUUGCCAUUUGAUGACAAAGACAGGACUUUGGCAGGCAGCGCGGCCGAGGUGGUCGCAGGCAACCUUCAGGAUCCCAAGCAGACUAAAAUCAAGGUCCCUCGAAACCACCACCGGGACCGAAGGCGAACUUUUGAAGGAAUACCAAGAGUUGCUCAAUGUAAAUUUAGACUACCCUUGCGGUUAAUUUGCUUUCCAGCUCAACCUUCAAAAACAGCAAACCACAAACUAACUAUUGAUACCAAUAAAUCUCCUGUCAGUCUUGUGAACCUUUUCCCAGACUUUGCUGAUCAGUCUGAUGAAGAUCAAGUAAAUGUUCUGGGAUUCCAGUUCUUAACUGGUUCUAGAAUCACUCUUCUUGCUUCAAAAACCUCACAGCGGUAUAGAAUCCAGAGUGAACAAUUAGAAGACCUUUGGCUAAUCACAAAAGAACUCACUUUUCGUCUUGAAGAACAUUUCAAGAAGCAAAAUAGCAAAGACUUCACUUGUACCUUUUCUGGUUCAGUUCCUUUACAAGAAUAUUUUGAACUAAUUGAUCGCCAUUUUGAGCUUCGCUUGAAUGCUGAAAAAUUUGAAGAACUGUUGUCUGAAAGAGCCAUACAAUUUAGAGCUAUUGAACGACGAUUACUAACUCGAUUCAAAGACAAGACACCUGCUCCCCUUCAACAUCUGGACACCUUGCUAGAAGGAACUUACAGACAGGUUAUUAACAAGACUCGUCCUUCAAAGAUCAGUUAUGAUUUAUUCUAUGAUGAUAACAGCCUCAGGAGUUUUAUUAUCAAAUACCUCAAGGAAUUCUUGACAUCUGUUUUCAAUAAGUUAGUAAUAAUUCUAAAUGGUGGCCCAGUGGAAGAAUUAUAUUUCAAUGACAAUUUGAUCUGUAUAUUGUAGUAGAGAACUUUGAGGAAGAUUUUUAACAUAUAAGCGGGAUUCUGACUCUUCCAGUCAAGAUUCACGUAUGUCAGUUUUACUUGCAACCUCUUGAGAGAUGGCUGUGUUUAAUCUGUAGUUCAGGGACUCUCAGUUAUGUCACCAUGAAAGUUUCAUUGUCUCCUUGUCUGUUAGUAACCUGGAACAGGGCUAAAUUAAUUGUAUUUCUCUUGUUAAUUUUCAGGAAGUGUUAAGUUUUAUCAUUUAUUCAUUUAGCUUUGCAGUAUAUGCUGACAUUUAAAAUCUUCAUUGCUUAGUGUUUCUUUAGACAAUUAUUCAUGCAGUAUUAUGUAUGAAUCAUUAUGCAUUAAGUGUUUUCCCAUUCUCUUAAAUGAUUUCUUCAUUCCAUUGGUUCAUUGUUUCCCCACCCUUUU